AUGGCAUCUUCCAAUCUGGGUGUUCUGAGGCUGCCGCUGAAGCCUGAGGUGGAGGACAACCAGUUUUCAGACGUGCCCUGCGCACCUUCCUUAGGCAUCGACCUUGCCAACCUCAAGACCCCACGCAGCUCCUACUACACCUGGAAAUAUCCCACUGGACUGCCCGAGGGCGCCCUGGCGCCACCCAACCGGCAAAUGCAUGACCGCUUCCUGGAGAAGCUUGGGGAGUUUCAGAAGGUGGUCGAAGCACAACCCCAGCGCUUGAAGCGCGAGAUCUUUUCUCGACGUUUGGAGGACUUCGAGUCGGAAGGUGCUCGCGAAGCACGCUGUUACAGGCUUUGA
Effrenium voratum is the source of this 342-nucleotide messenger RNA. The record is from the annotation of a GenBank genome assembly. Lineage: Eukaryota; Dinophyceae; Suessiales; Symbiodiniaceae.